AUGAAUGUGAUGUCCUCGUCACAGCUUCCCCUCAACAGCCCCGAAACCGAAACCAAACGUCAACAAGUCAAGGGCUACCAUUACCUACAGGAGGCCUGGAUCGUGUUUCAGCCGCCCGACUUCAACUUCCUUCUCUUUCAUGGAUUCCUUUCUGGCCGCUUCUUGACAAAACCAACUUCCCGCUAUCGUCCACGUCGUUUUGUCGACAGCACGAGCAAACGGAGCAAACCCCGCAACAUCCCCAAGCCCGAGCACCUCUACGGCUUACCCCACCGAGUCCACCUCCAGUAUAAGUGCGAUAUCCUGAUACGUCACUCCACCGCGACGUCCGGAAUCGAGUCGAACACCCUCACGUCCGACCUUCUCUUUUCAACUCCCCAAAGAGCAGCUAUCUGCUGGCAGCUUCACGCAAAGCUACUCUGGCACGAGUAUAGCGUGUCCCUCAUCACACAAGCGUUCUAUGCGCUUGUUUUCCUCACGCGCUAUACGGAUCUCUUCGAGGAAAACUGGUGGUGGGGAUUUUUGCAAUGGUGGAAUUUCCUCUUCAAAAUCUUCUACCUCUCCUCGUCGCUCUAUACCAUUGCGGCCAUGCAGUUCUUCUUCCCCAGGACCCGCGAGCGAGAGAAGGCAUGGAGGUUCGGCGCCGUGAUCUUGGGGGGUAGCUUGCUCCUAUCUCCUUUCGUGAUGAUAAUGAAGAAGAAGGAGUAUUGGGGUUUUCAGGAGUGGCUCUGGGUAUUCUCCCAAGUCCUCGAAUCCGUCUGCGUACUCCCCCAACUCCUUCUCCUCCGACAGACCACCGUUCCGACCGUCAUCACUUCGUUAUACAUAGUAUUCCUCGGUUCCUACCGUGCCCUCUACAUUCUCAACUGGAUCGCCCGAGCGCUCGACAUCAACGGCCGCAAGCCCGACGGCAUUUCCAUCGUGUUUGGCAUCAUCCAGACGGCCCUAUACGCCGACUUUGCCUGGGUCUACUGGACACGUCAGCGUGUCAAGCUGCGUAACGGCGGUGUCGUCGACUCCGAAGACCUGCGGCGCGGAUGGCUCCUUACCCAUAUCUUUGGCAACAAGCGCAUUGCUGGGGGCCACAGCACUGAUGACGACGAGGAGAGCGCCCCUGCUCUGGGAGGAGGACGCGGGGGCAACGGCAUUGGCAUUAGCAACGGAAACGGCAGUGGCUCGGCACCGAGAUCCAAGUGGGGUGCUCGCGGUAUCUCGGUUAGCGCUGAUGACGGCGUGUUUGACCAUGAAGAGGACCAUGGAGUGACGGAGUCGCUGGAUCCAGACGCCAAGAUGCACGAUCCGGAUGACUUGGCGAGGGCCUUGGACGACGACGAUGAUGGGUCGCCGUCGCGGGCCGAAGGUUCGGCCUCUUUGCUCGGUGGAUCGAGCGACAAUUACAAGAACAACAACAACAACAACAACAACAACAAUAACGACAGGAGGGAUCAUGACAACGCUUGGGCUGAUGACUGA
Molecule: messenger RNA, 1473 nt
Organism: Sordaria macrospora k-hell
Lineage: Eukaryota; Fungi; Ascomycota; Sordariomycetes; Sordariales; Sordariaceae
Source: RefSeq, a predicted model, not a curated record